Messenger RNA from Ooceraea biroi (clonal raider ant), 3317 nucleotides. RefSeq lists its product as uncharacterized. The record is from RefSeq and is a predicted model, not a curated record. NCBI's taxonomy places the organism in Eukaryota, Metazoa, Arthropoda, Insecta, Hymenoptera, Formicidae.
CACUUAGAAUACAUGUAUAAUUAAAAAUUUCUAUGUAGAUUGCUCUGAUUGCUGGCGGUGCUGAAGAAAUCGGUCAAACUAUAUCGCAGCUGUUAAAAACUAAUAACCAACUCAAUAUCUUUGCAUUGUACAAUGUAGUGACUAUUAAUAGAUUUUCGCCAGGUUAUAAUACGUUUGAUACAUAUAAUUUUUCCGAUGAUCAACGAUUUAAGUUUCUGGUAAGUAAGCUUGCUAUUUACGCUUUGCUGGAAAAUGUUCGACAUAAUUUGUAAAUCGAUACAGUUAGUAGUAAUUAGUAGUAAUGGAAAUAAUAUUAGUUGGACAAAGAUGUCGCUUAACAAUAAAAACAUAAAUAUCCAUUUAAAUAGCCGUCAGGAAUGCUGAUGACAAAGAAAUUCUGUUCGAUCGACGUUAAUCGUCCAAACACGGCUAUUAAUAAUGCAAAGAAGCUAGACAAUAUUAUCACUCUUAAUCUUUCCAAACAUCAAGAAAACAAUGGAAAAGUAAGAAUAUAACAUUAUUUGGUAUUUUAGUAUCCAUACAGUCGUCACAUAUCGGAGCAUAUUCAAUAUCUUACAGUCUUAAACAAUAUUCUGUUUCGAACAACUUUUAUAAUAUCUUUUUAAUUAAUGUAUCAGAUACUAAGCAAAGUUGCGUAUUUAAAAUUAUAAUAAUAUAUCAAAUGUAAAGAUUUAGUUUUACAAUGCAGUGAAUGUUUUAAUACAGAAUCAAACACAAAGACUUGUGGAAGCUCUUUAUCGUUUACCAGUGGCAGAAGAAGCUCCAACGUUAGACAGCUUGUUGAUGGCUAAUGAAACAAUAUCCAAGGUAAGAAAUAUAUAUAUAUAUAUAUAUUGAUAUAGUUUUAAAAAUGCAUGAAAAGUUUCGACACCGUUUCUGCGCUCUGUAAUAUUUAAUAUAUAACAAUAUAAUGAUACGCUUAAAAUAAUUGCGACUAAUAUUACAUUAACUCGCAUACAUAGAAAUCACGCAUUAAAUUCGCUAUAAAAAUAAAAUCGAUAUAUUGUCUCGUCCGUUUGUUGAAUUGUGCUUUGCUAAUCGAAAUGUUCAACUUAAGAAAAAAAUUGAUCAGUGGAAGCGCUUAGGAUUAUCGCUAAACAUUAGUUAGUUCUAACUGUGGUUUAAACAUAAAAAACACAACUGAAGCAUCGUUUGAUUAAGGCAAAGAGGAGAAUCAAGAGUUCAUCUUGGAAAGUUCCCGUUGCAAAAGAAAAUAAUCGUCAAUCAUUGCCGACGUCUUUGUUAAAUGAUGACGAAACGCUGGCGAGAGGCUUGGUGAAAAGAUCUAGAAGUACCGGAAUGAUUGCAAAUGCAGAGGCACGUUGCAAAGCAAUCGGGAAAUCUGCUAGUUGGGUGAUACCUGCAGCGCUGUCAAGUAACAAGUCGAAAUUGUGGCACGAAAUUUGUGUUCAUGGCAGAAGACAUAUCAGCUGGUUUUCCGCUAAGCCGCUCCUUGUCCCAAGAAAUGAUUCGACAAACACGAUGAACGAGCAUCUCAAAAAGCAGAGCGACAUAAUAUGUAAAAAAAAUUCAAGAACCGAAUUAGGAAAUAUAAAAGCAACGGUAGGCAACGAUAAUUUAAAUGAUAAUAUUUCAACCAACUUUCUAUUGUCGAAAGAAGAUGAAUCAAGAUUCUUUACGCCCAUUUGCGCGAAUCUCGAAGACGAAAAUCUGCAAACGAAGAAAAUUACGAAUAAUAUUUUCAGACAAUCGUCUACAUUAAACGUCGCGGAUCACGGAUGCGAGGCAGAUGCGCAGAAUUGCAACAACAAAACUACUAGAGACGAUAUUUUAAACAUCGUUGAAAGAAAGGAUUGGAUUCAACGAGUAUACUCGAAUAUCAAAUCCACAUUUCGAGAUUUGCACGUUACAAUCCAGUCUUGGUCGGCAACAACGUUGGAUUCGUACAGCCUGGGAAAUAUUUUCGCGUUGAACGAAUCGAUUCCGGCUGCCGAUGCAAUGUCCUACAACACAGUCUUCUUUGCACGGAAGGAUUCAAAAUCGAAAAUUCGGAAAAAGAUAGAAGAGUUUUGCACGCAGCGUAAAAACAGGAAGAAACCGAGUAGAGAUGAUAUUUGUAAUAAAAGAAAGAGAUCUUGCAAAGCUGCGAAAAAGGAUAUAUGCCAGAAGAGGGAGAAAUGUCAAAAGAAAGAAAAACUAUGUCAAAAGAAAGAAAAACCAUGUCAAGAGAAAGAAAAACCAUGUCAAGAGAGAAAGAAACCAGAUUGCUCCAAGAGGAAAAAGUGGGUGCUUACUAAACAGAAGAGAGUUGUCUGCGAGCAGAAGAAGAGUGAUAAAGAUAAAGUCUGCGAUUGUCGUACAACUCGAAAGGUGGAGCCCCAAGAAAAACCGUGUAUACGUCGCAAGGAUGACGAUACCUGUAAAAAGACAUUAGAUUCUUGCAAAGCGCAACCGUGCACACAGCUUAAAGAUGUUUGCAAACCUACAUUAGAUUGUCAAGAACCGUCGAAACCGUAUAAAGUUGACACUUGCAAACCGUGUACAAAACCCAAGGAUGAAACUUGUAAAUCGAUCAUAGAUUCUUGCGAAGAUCAACCGUGUACGAAGCCAAAGGAUUGCAAAUCGAUAUUGGAUUCUUGCGAAACGUGUUACAAGGAAAAGGAAAAGAAUUUCUGCAUAGAGUCCGGAGAAAACAAAUGUCGAAAAUCGGUGUACAAAAAAUACAAAAGCGAUAAAUGUGUGAAAGACAAGAAAUGCUGGCAGGAUAAAGAUGAGGAUAUAUCAUGUAAGCGGGAGGUGCGAAAGGAGUGUCAGGAAACAAAGAAAACAGUUUGUAAGGAGAAGAAGAAAAAAGAUAGCGAGAAACACGAUCGCACGGAAAUCAAGAAAGUUGCACCGUGCAAAAAGCAAUGUCCAACAGUAGUAAAGGCGCCAGGUUGUCCGGAAGACGACGAAAAGAAAAGAGGCUCGAGAAAAUAUUCCACUUACGUGUCAUGAAAUGUGUCAACAACUCCUUUUUGCAAAGAUUAUUAAACGCUGCAGAUUUAAAACAUUUCUCGACAAGUGCUGAUCUCGUAAACGCUCGACACGAAGAAAUUUAUUUAGCAAAAUUGCGAUUCGUCGUAUCUGUAUAAUAUCGAUGUAUUAAGAAAAUGUUUUAUGACGAGAGAAAUUUAAGGAAAAUAUUGUUUUUAUAAUAUUAUAUCUGUAUAGAAUAUUACAGAUCUUUCUUUGUAGGCAGUCUCGUAAACAGUUCUGUUGUAAAUCCUGCGAAUUAAGAGUAAACGUUAUUUUACUACAAUAAUGCGUAUUUCGUGAGUGUAGCAUUUUGAGAG